Molecule: messenger RNA, 4325 nt
Organism: Nasonia vitripennis (jewel wasp)
Lineage: Eukaryota; Metazoa; Arthropoda; Insecta; Hymenoptera; Pteromalidae
Exons: 4
Coding region: 709-3393 (894 amino acids)
Cellular component (GO): extracellular matrix
Source: RefSeq, a predicted model, not a curated record
CGUAUACAGGCGAGUAGGUAGGGGCGAAAAACGGCUGUGGCUCUCUUCUCCCGAUCGGCUCGAGCGCAGUGCCGAUGCGGCCUCCGACACGAUCGCGUCAGCUGGUCUCUCGCGCCCGCACGUACAUAAUAUAAAAUACGUAUUUCGACCGGUUCGAAAGUCCGCGGAGUGUCUUGUUUAUACCUCGCGACAGUGUGCAGCGUCUGCGCCUCGAUCGCUGUAUCCUGGACCACGACUGCGCAGAAGAUCCCUCGAUUCGCGCAUGUGCCUGCGUGAUGCGGCGUGUUUCGGAGCGUAUACAAAGUGAAUUGUGCGAAGAAAGAAAGAGCUGGAUUGUUCAAGGAUAAUUCGUGCAAGAUAAUAUCCAGCCGAUCAUUAUCGCAGUGACUCGUAGCUCGUUGCAGUUAUAAUAAUCCCCGGCUUAACAAGCUGGCUCCGAUUACUCACUUUUACCUCGGCGGCGUUACGUUAUUCACCGACAACAACAUCGCUAAUUGUUCGCCUCGCCUUUUUUCGCGCACGCAUUUUCGAGAAGAAUAAAUCUUGAAAAUCACCAGAGCGCGCACGAGUGAUAUGCCGGCGUGUGGGUGUGCGAACCGCGAAAAAUUAUGAUAGAGCUUCCGACUGGCCAGGAUCAACAAGUAGACGACGGCUGCUGCGACGGUUGUCGCGCGCGACGCUCAUCUUCCUCGUCAGAAUCUCGUCAAGAUGAAGAGCUUUGUGAUUAUGUGUAUGUGGCUCGCUGCGGCGAUGGUGUUCGUCGUCGCGGAGGAGCAACCGAAUCCGGAGGAAGCAGCCGCUCCGAAACCCGCUGGGAUUUGUGCCAUGGACGGCUGCAACUGCACCGUCAAAGCUCAUCACUGGGUCUUCGUCAAGUGUGUCUUCUCGGAUUAUCAGGACGUAGAGCUGUCCGAGGGCAUGAUACCGGAAGACACGAUGGAGGUCGAGGUUUCGCACUGCCGUGAGCUCCGCAUCCAGGCGGGAGCAUUCACAGGCGGUGCCCAGCUGAAGCGCGUCCACGUCUCGGGCAUCUAUACUCUGGUGGCCAAUCGACAGGCCUUCCAGAACAUCAGUGCUCCGAACCCGCUGCUCGAGGUGUCCGAGUGCAAUCGCGUGAUCCUCGAGAGCCACGCGUUCAAAAACACCAAGGGACCGCUGAGCGUCGCGAUAUCUCGCUGCAGGCACGUGACGAUCAAGCCCAACGCGUUUAGUUGGCUGCUCCAGAUAACUGUGAAGGAGGUGCCGAACCUCGAGCUGUCCAGCAACGCGUUCAAAUUCGAAACUCCGCAGCACGGUCGACAUGGACCAGCGACCAAGAUAAUGUUCCAAAGCGUGAAAAUCCCGGAGUUACCAACGGCAGUCUUCCCCUCGAAUGCGGCAGAGAUACGGAUAGACGAUCUCUGGACGGGGUCGAUAAAAAAAGAUGCCUUCUGUGCCAUGAAUAUUCUAAGCGUGACGAUCAGUAAUGCAUCCAUAGUAGAGAUAGAGUCUGGAGCCUUCAGUGAUAGAACGCUUAUCCACGGCUUGGAGUUCGUCGACGUGAGAAUGACGACGAUCAGAACCGGAGCUUUUCGAGCCGGCGCCAAUAAUUUAACCAUUCAGUAUUCUAGAUUAAACGACGUGGAACCAGGUGCCAUCGACAUCACCGUAGCGACGGUGACCUUCAACAAUAACGAGUUCCACAAGCUCCGUCGCAACUCGAUAAUCUUCCACCAAUGGAAUCGCGUGGUCAUCGACAACAAUGCCUUCCGCUACUUGGAAGCCAACGCCAUCAACGCCGUCACCUCGGACAUGGGCAAGGCGCCGAAUCUCGAGUUCUCCUUCUCGAACAACCACAUCCACGAAGCCGAACCCAACUCAUUGACCUUCGUCGAAAACUCCCAGAGCGUUGCGGCAGCUCGAGUGGGCAGCAAUUACUUCAAACGCACCUGCAACUGCAACUUGGAAGACUGGGUACGCGAACGGGUGGGCAGCAACUCCUCGGUUUCCUGGAUCAUGGACUCGAGCUACUGUAUGGUGGACAAGCUGCUUCGCAACUGCUUCAAUCUUCCCGAGGGAUACCUGGGUAUGAGGAACUAUACCCAGACUAUUUGCUCGAAGACCAACAGGAUCAACUGCACCAAUCCACCGGCCAAGCCCGAGCCCAGUGUCAGUCCUCCUAGUGUUGGUCCACACCAGUACCCAAGGCACAAAGGUUACUUCGACGUGGAGAUGAGCGACCCGGACCAGCUGGAGCACGAGAAGCGAAUCAUUGUCAUCGUGUGCGUGGUCGCGGUCUUCUCCUUGGUGGUCGUCAUCCUGGCUUCUGGAAUACUGUACAUGCGUCGUCGCGGCGUCUGUCCCAAACUGACCUCUGGACCGCACUUCGCCAACUCCUGGUUCUCGCCAGCCAAUGGAAUGACGGCUGCCACCUCGGCCAGGUCGAUCUCACGACUGAGCGUACACGAGUACGCGGGUCUCCAGCCGGAAACACGGAUUCUGGACGUGGAGGCUCAUCAAGAUGCCACCGGGGAAGACGAGGGAGCCGCGGAGGGAGGAGCUUACGCUUACACCGAAAACAAGGCUACGCAGACUCUGCCCGAGGAACUUACAGAGGAAUAUCUGAAGGAGCUCAGGGAGAGGCUGAACGACCCUGAAAAUUACAGCUACGCCAGGGACAUGAUCGAGCACCUUUACGAUCUCAUCAAAGUCGAGGAAAGCUGCAAUAAUAACAAUAACGACAGAAGACCUUCCGAGGACGGCAACGCCUAUGACAUCAUCAGACCCAAACAGAAGAAAACGCGAGCCGGGCCAAGGCAGCCCUCUGUCAACGUCGGCACGAAAGCUCCUUCGUUAGAAAAGCUUCUGCCCAGUCUGGUGAGUCCCAGACCCCAGAUAACAGAAUACUCCGAGCCAAGGGAUCAGAGAAUCAUAGACCAGAAUCACCUGUACGCGGAAUUACCCGGUGACGAAACAGUACCCAGCACCAGCAGACUCUCCCAACCUGUCUUGGCGACACUUGCCGGCAGGGCGCCACAGCCACUGCCACCAGACGUCAUCAGUGACUACACGAGCGAACUGAACGGAACUGCCAACGGUCUAACGUACGGAUUGGAUGAUGACGAGGACGGCUCUCGAAACGGUCAAGAGAAGCGACCCAUGAACUUCCUUAAGUGUCUCGGCGACACACUCAUAGGCUCGAAGAAGGUGACCGGAAAGAGGCCAGACUCCCUGCUGGGCGAAUACGCAGAUCCAUCGGAUGUAACGGCACAUCUGUACUCCGAGCUUCCGGAACCGAAGCAGCAGCAACAGUCGACUUUGACACUGUCGCCUAGCAGUAAGAUGGCUAACAGACCGCUGCCCACGAAACCGACAGACCAUCAGGAGGCCGCGGCCGCGGCCGCGAGAACGUAGUAGCUGUUCCUCCGUUCCGGAAUGGUCUAUCUCCGACCCUCAAAGAGACGACCUUAUCUCUCUCUCUCUCUCUCUCUUUCUCUCUCUCUCUCUCUCUCUCUCUCUCUCUCUCUCUCUCUCUCUCUCUCUCUCUCUCUCUCUCUCGUGACACACGGGGAACACCUCGGACUGAAUUUUCUCGUGAAUUGUAUGUGAUACGUUGAAUUACGUGAUCGAACGUUUGAAAUUUAGUGAUAGUGAUGGACGUCAGUCCGGGGUGUCUUGCGAGGGUUAACGACCUACACGCCUGUCUGUGAUAUCGUAUCGUCGACCGACUGAGUCGACCUCGAGAGAAGAUUGUACUCGAUGGAUUAUUUUUCUUAUUUUCCAUACACGCACUAACGUGGAAAAAUGAAUUGAUAAAUAAUAUUACUCGAUUGUGAAAGUGAGCGCAUACGAAAAUUUGGCAAAGUGUAUCGAAUACGCAUAGAUUCCAAUGAUAUAAACCGAGUGUGUUAUGCUGAGCGAGUGUUGUUUACUGUAUAUUAGGUGAGAGACGACGAGGAUGAAAAUUUAUGUAUCGACCAUGUGCCUUUUUAAGUGCACAUUAUUUAAUGUAUCACAGGUCUUUUUGAAUCGGAAGCCGAUAUCGCUUUGAGUGUAUAAAUCGCAUAUUGUAUAAUUCUUCGGCGAAUAAUAAGAAAAGAAAUUAUAUAUGUAUAUGCUCACGUUUUUUUGUUGUUUUAUAUAUAGAGUUACGAAUGUAUGAAUGUACGAACGGGUGGACGCGGCAGAAAUAUUGCGUGUUCCUUUGUCUCGCAAUCGUUGACGCGAGCAGACGGAACUGGCGACAUUCUUUAUUUAAUGACCAACCUCAUGGAUGUAAUAUACGAUUUUAUAAAUAUACAUGUAAAUGCCUCUAUAAAAAUAAUCAAACCUUCAUUUCAAAAGGA